GAACCCCAAAGACCCCAAAAAGGGCUGAACUCCAGAAGUGGAACUUGCCUGGGCUGUGGGGCCCUCAUUUUAUUGUCCCCUUACAGAGUUUACUGGGGCAGCAGGGCAAGUUGUCAGGCACCAUGAGUGACAAUGCUGGAGAAGGGAGAGCAUCAGAAAAGAGGAAAGAGCAGAAAGGCAGGAAAGCAGGCGAGAGUUCCAAGGUGGAAGAUGAAUUCAAAGAACUGUCCAUCUACUUCCCUAAGGAGCAAUGGGCAGAGAUGGGAGCCUGGGAGAAAACCCGCUACAGGAACAUGAAGCGGAACUAUGAGUUUAUGGUUGAACUAGGGCUUCCUACCCCGAAACCCGCAUUUAUGUGUCGUGGUCGACGUCCCCAGAACCCCAUCAUAUACGACUCUGAAUCUGAUGAAGACUGGACACCAAAACCUUUAGUUAAAACCUUCAGGCCACCACGUAAAUCUGGCAGUUUGAAACAGGAAAAAAAGAAAAGGCAGAACAUCAGUCAAAAUGAAAAGACAGUGCUGGAGAAGGCCUCUGAGAAUCAGACAGACACUGAGAAAUUGGACAAAAAUUCCGAUGUAGGCACCAGAAUCCCUGUCACUAAUGUUGUUGAUCUGAAAACUGAUCUACCCAGGUUAGCAGUUUCUAAAACCCAGGGGCAGAGCACCCAAGUUAACACAUACAGCUUACGAAAGAGAGAGAAAAAAGUGUACGUUGAAAUAAAUGAACCACAAGAUGAUGAUUAUUUAUUUUGUGAGAUUUGCCUGACAUUCUUCAUUGAUGAGUGUUCGGUUCAUGGCCCUCCAGUUUUCAUCAAAGACCCAAUAGUAGAAACAGGACAAGAAAGGAGAGCAGCUCUCACUUUGCCCCCGGGGAUGCGAAUUGGGCUUUCGAGUAUCCCACAGGCUGGGCUUGGAGUCUGGAAUGAGGCAGACACCCUGCCGAUCGGAGUUCAUUUUGGCCCAUACGAUGGAAGGAUAACCGAGGAUGAGGAAGCAGCCCACAAUGGUUAUUCUUGGCUGAUCACCAAGGGAAGAAACUGGUAUGUAUACAUUGAUGGAAAGGAUGAAACUAAUGCCAACUGGAUGAGGUAUGUUAACUGCGCUAGGGAUGAGGAAGAGCAGAACCUUGUCGCUUUCCAGUAUCAUGGGAAAAUCUACUAUAGAGUGUGCAGGCCCAUCCUGCCGCAUAGUGAGCUUCUGGUCUGGUACGGGGAUGAAUAUGGCAAGGAGCUGGGCAUCAAGUGGGGCACGAGAUGGAAAAGCACAGCUCCACCCAAAGUACGUGGGCAGGAUCUACACUGCUAUCCAUGCCCUUGCUGCAGGCUGGCUUUCAGCAGCAAAGAUUACCUCAGACAACACUUGAAGUAUAAGCACCUGCCUACCGAAUUGCAGACUGAAGAAGACGAAGGUGCUCUGGGAGGGGAAUCUUGCCUUAAAACCAGAGGUCUUUCCUUCCCGGGGGAUCCACCAUCACAGCAGCUGCCACCAAACCCCAGCUCCCUCCACAAAGACACAUGGGGAAAGAAACCACAUUUGCAAGGGCAGAGGGAAGGUGUGGGAGGUAGAGAGGCGUUUGGCUUACUGUCAAACCUGCCUCCACAGCAGUGGAGAGACACAACAGAGGAGCCACAUGCACAGAGCGAAACAGGGGAGGAGGGAAGGGGCGGUCGCAGACAGAAGUGGUAUUCCUGGGGCGAGUGUGGGCAGAACUUCCACAGGCCAUCACACCUAGUUAGACAUCAGCAGAGCCACACAGGAGAGAAGUCCUAUCCUUGUGGUGAGUGUGGGAGGAGGUUCAGCCAGUCAUCAGACCUCACCAGACACCAGCGCACCCACACGGGAGAGAGGCCCUUCCAGUGCCUGGAGUGUGGGAGGAGGUUCAGCCAGUCAUCCAGCCUCGCCACCCACCAGCGCACCCACACGGGAGAGAGGCCCUUCCAGUGCUUGGAGUGUGGGAGGAGGUUCAGGCAGUCAUCCAACCUCGCCACCCACCAGCGCACCCACACGGGAGAGAGGCCCUUCCAGUGCUUGGAGUGUGGGAGGAGGUUCAGCCAGUCAGCCAGCCUCGCCACCCACCAGCGCACCCACACGGGAGAGAGGCCCUUCCAGUGCUUGGAGUGUGGGAGGAGGUUCAGCCAGUCAUCAGACCUCACCACCCACCAGCGCACCCACACGGGAGAGAGGCCCUUCCAGUGCCUGGAGUGUGGGAGGAGAUUCAGCCGGUCAUCCAGCCUCGCCACCCACCAGCGCACCUACACGGGAGAGAGGCCCUUCCAGUGCCUGGAGUGUGGGAGGAGGUUCAGCCGGUCAUCCAGCCUCGCCACCCACCAGCGCACCCACACGGGAGAGAGGCCCUUCCAGUGCCUGGAGUGUGGGAGGAGGUUCAGGCAGCCAUCAAACCUGACCUGCCACCAACGGACUCACGCCUAGAGGGGAAACAACUGUCAGAGCUGGCAGCUGACUGACAUGAGGGCUCUGUGUCAAUCCUGUGGGAUUCUGGGUAAAGCAGGGAGCUGUAGUGAUAGACUCCUUAACCUUCUUGGCGGGCUUUUGGUUUGCUCCUCUGCUUCAUACUGACUGCGGUGGUCAGUGUAACCCCCUUCACCUUUCCGCUCCUGGGCUGAGUGGAGAGCAGCGUCCUUCAAGCUGGGCUACUGCCCCAGCCCCUUUGCUGUUCUGAGGGGCCUGCUGCGGCUGCCUCUCCAGCAGAGACUUGGCCUGUGACCAACAGGAGCUAGGGGGGCCAGGAGCAGCAGGAAUUAAAGCAGUUACUGUAGCUGCUGGGCUUGAGUAGACCGUAAUCCCCUCGUGCUCCUGUCCACACUUUGCUGCAGCCUUGCUACUGUGUGAGGUGGAGCCAGGCCAGGGUGGGAGCAAGGCAGGAGCCACCUCCCGUUUGUCGCACACCAUGUGUCGUGGCUAGUGCAGGGGGAGCCAAGCACCUGGCCUGGGUUAGUCAGACUUCAGCAAGGGGAGGUCCUUCUCACACGAGAGCAAGGCAAGGAUGGGGUGACUAACUCCGAAUGGGUACUGGGGGGGCAACGCCUCAAGCGCGGUUCAGACUCCCGGCUGGGGUUGACUCUCACCAAUGUGCUCAUGAGGCUGGAAAUGCCUUGCCUGCCUAUUAACACUCUGUUGUUCAUGUUUUGUUCCUAUGAGUUCCUUCUCUCCCUCUUGGGAAGAUGAUAUUUUCCAUCCACGUUCCUUCUGUAUAGAAUUUCUUUAAGCCUGUGUUAAUAAAAUGAGCUUCUG
Chrysemys picta bellii (western painted turtle) is the source of this 3254-nucleotide messenger RNA. It is a transcript of the gene PRDM9, whose product is annotated as PR/SET domain 9. Gene Ontology annotation, cellular component: nucleus. The record is from RefSeq and is a predicted model, not a curated record. Gene Ontology annotation, molecular function: protein binding; RNA polymerase II cis-regulatory region sequence-specific DNA binding; zinc ion binding. NCBI's taxonomy places the organism in Eukaryota, Metazoa, Chordata, Testudines, Emydidae. Gene Ontology annotation, biological process: regulation of transcription by RNA polymerase II.